CCCGGUACCUCUCUUCUUGCCUUGCCCACUCCAUUCUUUCGCCCUUCACCGGACUUGUCCAUUCAUCAACUGAUCCGGCCGGUCCUAGCGAUCACCAUCCCCUUGCCUUGCAUGCCCAUGCCUUUACUUCUCUACUAGUACAGUAUUACUAUUAUUUCCUUUCGAGGAGCAAUCAAGAGUCGUUUCUUGAGGCUUCGGGUUUCUGCGCCCCCGAAUCCGGCAUCUCUCUCGCCGUACGUCCGCGGCACCAUGAGAAAUUGAGAGGAAAGGAAUAAACAUCAGUUCAUGACUUAUUCUGUCCCACUUUGCGGAUUCUCUUGAUCUCUUCUCGCUGAGGUGGGGUUUACCUUACCUGUGGGUUAAGCUACUCAACCCCGACCCGAAUAAAGUCAAAUGUCUGGGCUUGUUGUUAUCCGGUUAUUAACCUAAUAUAUAAUAUUUGAAUCUUGGGCUUCUUUCUGAAUAAGACAGUGAUGGUGUCUUAUUCUGGCCGGUGUGAUACGAGUUCAGUUAUUUUCAUUUUAUAUUUACAGUCAGCCCUCGUCUUAUUUGUACACUUGGUGCACUUGCUGCACAGUUGUUGGUCUGUUUCUUUUUAUUUUCUUUGAAGAGUCUGUAUCUGUCUUGUGGAUACUCUUAAUUAUGAUCACAUUUCAAUAUCUGUCUCAGACUCUAGGUUAAUGCAUGCAAGUCUGUUUUUCAUUAUAACUUAUAAGUAUAAUGUUAUUCCUUAAGAGAGUGUGAUUCCUUGUUUAAAUUAGUUACUUCGUUUGUGCAAAUCUCCGUGAGGACUAUGAUGACGAGUAUUUUUUUUAUCUCGUUAUAAUAGUUCGAUUCCUGCAGAACAGAUUCGCUUAGUCCAUGUCGUAAGCUGCGUAUCGUUUUCCUCUUUCUGUACCUUUGCAUUGCUUUUCAGUCUUCUCUUGUGUCUCAAACACUAAUUCGCCACGUUGCCGAGGAAUAAACAUCAAUUCAUGAAUUAUUCUGUUCCUGUUUGCGGAUUCUUGCUGAGGUGGGGUUUAAGUUAACUGUGGGUUAAGCUACUCAACCUCCGAAUAAAGUUAACUUACUACUGUAUAUAUAUAUAUACUUGAAUCUUGGAGAGAUGGGUACCGGCGUUCUUUCAGAGUAAGACAGUGAUUGUGUCUUAUUCUGGCUGGUGUGAUCCGAGUUCAAUUAUUUUCAUUUUCGAUUCAAAGUCAGCUCUCGUCUUAUUGUCACCUGGUACACUUGGUGCACAAUUGGUCUUUUUAUUUUUCUUUUUCUUUGAAGAAGUCUGUAUCUGUCUUUUGGCUACUCUUAAUUCACAUAUAUGAUCACAUCUCAAUAUCUGUCUCAGACUCUAGGUUUAUGCACGCAAGUCUGUUUUUGGUUAUAAGUAUGUUAUUUCUGAAGAGUGUGAUUCCUUGUGUUAAAUUGGUUGCUUCGUUUGUGCAAAUCUGUGUUAGUUUGGGUAAAAUAAUCUGAGAGUGGUUGCUUUAUCUAUAAACAAAGCAAAAGUCUGUUCUCUAUAAUUUGGAUAAAUUGGUUCAAGACCGAUAUUUACAUUUAAUGGUUACUGGAUAUAAGGAGUACAUCUAGAACAUCCUUUCUUAGUUUACAGAGAUGAUACUGCAACCAGGCUUUAUGUUACUGGAUUGCCAAAAAAAUGUCCAAUGAAUUUUUGGAAUUUCAAAAUGGAGUUUGACGACAUCUUUUUAUUAACAUAAGUUCUUUCCAAAUUGGAAUUUUCAUCUGGUAACAAAAACCCGAUUGCAACUAACUGUGGUUAAAAAUUCCGACUACUAACAAAAAUACUGUUGCCUUACUUUGUGCUUUAACUCUUUAACUUUCCAGACAUAGUUUCCUCAAGAAUGCUUGGCUCUACCUAUUUUUUCAGGCUUUUCGGUGGACAAGAUGAAGUUUGGUUCAAUAUAUGAGGAAUACCUCAGGGCAGAGCAGGACAAAUAUCUUGCUAAAUGCUCCCAUGUAGAGUACAAACGUCUGAAGAAGGUAUUGAAGCGAUGCCGACUUGAUCGCUCAUUGCAAGCAGAUGGCACCAACGGUGACCAGCAGGAGGACAGGAGUGACGAUUCUUCAGAUGCUUGCGACUGCAAUUCUUGCACAUUGUGUGAUCAGAUGUUCUUUACAGAACUCACCAAGGAGGCUUCAGAUAUAGCUGGCUAUUUCAGCUCUAGAGUGCAGCAUCUUCUAAAUCUUCAUGUUCCUUCAGGAUUGCAACGGUAUAUAUGGCGCGUACGUCAAUGCUUCAUAGAUGAUCAACAAAUCAUGGUUCAAGAAGGCAGACUGCUAGUCAACUAUGUGACUAUGAAUGCUAUUGCUAUUCGCAAAAUUCUCAAGAAAUAUGACAAAGUACAUGGCUCUGUCAGCGGUAGAGAUUUCAAGAGCAAGAUGCAAACUGAGCAUACCGAAUUGUUACAGUCACCUUGGCUGAUCGAACUGGGUGCUUUCCAUCUGAACUGUGAUAGUUCAGAUAUUGAUGAACCUGUAGGGUUCUUCAAGAACGGAUUCUUCAAGAAUUUUUCCUGUGACUUUACAGGAACACAGCCAGUAAUGACAAUGGCCAUUUCUGAAACUAUCAAGUAUGACUACAGUCUAACUUGUCCAAUUUGCUUGGACACCUUAUUCAAUCCAUACGCGCUUAGCUGCGGUCACCUCUUCUGCAAAGGCUGUGCAUGUGGUGCUGCAUCCGUGUACAUCUUCCAGGGUGUUAGGAGCGCGCCUCCAGAGGCCAAGUGUCCUGUAUGCCGAGAGGUUGGUGUCUUUGCCCAUGCCGUGCACAUGAAUGAGCUUGACUUGCUCAUCAAAACCAGGUGCAAAGAUUACUGGAGAUGCAGGCUACGCGAGGAGCGGACCGAGAUGGUGAAGCAAUCCAAAGAAUACUGGGAGUCCCAGGCCAUGCUUUCGAUGGGCAUCUGAACCACCCUGGCAUUGCCAUUCGUUGCUUACCAUUGGCGAUCGAUCGUCAAUAACUAUCCAGCAGCGCUCGAGUCUCGGGCGUGAAGAUUCCUCUAAGAUAGCAGAUUUGAUCCAUUGACUGCUACUCUGCUACUGAUUAUUACUCUACCAACCAAGCAAGAAGAUGUACCCAAAGAUAGCAGAGACUGACAUAACUGGGGAGGGGAGGGCUUCCAGGGGAAGCAUGUUCCCUCUUGCCUUUUGAUGUUUCAGAUCCAACCAAUUCCUUUGUUUCUUCCGUUGUACUGUACUGCAAGACUAGUUUGGAAUGGUUGAGCUCAGUUUAGCUACUUUUUUCCUACCUGUCUAGUACGGUUUCGCUCUCUGCUUUUGAACGCGGAAUUCCUAAGAGAAAACAGCUGAAUUAGAAGCGAUCUCCCGGUAGCUGAGCACUUGCCUGCGUUGAUUUACACCUGUCUGUCUCUGUCUGUUCAGGAUGUUCCCACUUCAAUCUGUGCUUUUGAAACGAG
This is a messenger RNA of Triticum aestivum (bread wheat), 3428 nucleotides long. Its product is annotated as probable E3 ubiquitin-protein ligase BAH1-like 1. Bases 1897 to 2919 code for a protein of 340 amino acids. The record is from RefSeq and is a predicted model, not a curated record. NCBI's taxonomy places the organism in Eukaryota, Viridiplantae, Streptophyta, Magnoliopsida, Poales, Poaceae. The transcript is spliced from 7 exons.